Molecule: messenger RNA, 975 nt
Organism: Trichomonas vaginalis G3
Lineage: Eukaryota; Parabasalia; Trichomonadida; Trichomonadidae
Product: clathrin adaptor protein
Exons: 1
Coding region: 1-975 (324 amino acids)
Biological process (GO): clathrin-dependent endocytosis; intracellular protein transport
Cellular component (GO): AP-2 adaptor complex; membrane coat
Molecular function (GO): clathrin-cargo adaptor activity
Source: RefSeq, a predicted model, not a curated record
AUGAGUCUUAUUAGUGCAAUUACAGGUAAUAUCAAUGGUCUUAAGAACUUCAUUACAGAAAUUCUUGAGUGUCAAUCCAAGGAACAAGAAGUUGCUCGUGUUAAGAAAGAACUCGCAAAGAUUCGUCAGAGUUUCGGCAAGUCAGGCCUUAAUGGUUACAGCCGCAAGAAAUAUGUUGCUAAACUUCUUUAUAUCCACCUUCUUGGCUACUCAUUUGACUUCGGUUUCCCUCAAAUGGUCGAAUUAGUCGCUUCUAAUGUAUUUUCUGAAAAGCAGAUCGGUUACAUCACACUUGGUGUUUACUUAAAUGGCAACUACGAUCUUGUUACAAUGUUCAUUGAACAUUUCCGCAAAGAAAUUCGUAACCAAGAAAAUGAACCAGGCCAGUGCCUUGCUAUUGCUGCCGCUGCUAAUAUCGGUGGUCGUGAAAUCGCUGAAGCACUUUCAGGCCCAAUUCUUCAAGCAUUAAUCAAUCCAAAGAAUUCUGAUUUUGUCAAGAAGACAGCAUGUCUUGCACUUUGCCGCCUUUACCGUGAAACUCCUUCCGUCAUCCAGCUCGAGCCCACAUUCGUCGAAGGUCUCAAUCAGCUUUUAUUCAGCAUGAAUUACGGUGUUCAGCUUUCUGCUGCUUCACUCAUCUUGAUUCUCCUUCAGCGUUAUUCCGAUAAGAUGGCUCUUGUCCUUCCAACAGCUCUCAUGCAGCUCGGAAAAAUUUUCUUCGAUGGAACUAUUUCUCCAGACUAUCUUUACGGUCGCAACCCAGCUCCAUGGCUUAUUCUCAAGUACAUGCGUAUUCUCCAGUACAAGCAGAACUGGGAUGAGUCCGAAACAGACAGAAUCAACAGAAUUCUCGAUACUUGCCUCCAGAAGACAGAUGUUUCCCUUUCAGCUAAGGAAGUUCACUCCAACCUCAUCUUACUCUUCGAAGCAAUCAACUUCAUUAUCGCUCGCCAAUUUUCAAAUCAACUUAUGUAG